Messenger RNA from Arvicanthis niloticus (Nile rat), 906 nucleotides. The record is from RefSeq and is a predicted model, not a curated record. NCBI's taxonomy places the organism in Eukaryota, Metazoa, Chordata, Mammalia, Rodentia, Muridae.
AUGCGCGGUGACAGUCUCUGCCCGAGCCGCGCAUCUGUUUCCUCGGCGGGUCCAGUAGACUCCGACAGCACGGUGGAAUCCCAAAACAAAGGUGGUGGGCUGCCGGCGCCAGCACCCCCGGCUCAGUGUUCCGACCACUGCUCUGUAGUCGUCCCAGAGAGCAAGGAUAUGCCGGAGGAGUUUGUGGUGACCGCGCUGCUCGCGCCCUCACGCCUCUCAUUGAAGCUGCUGCGAGCGUUGGUGAUGAGCCUGGUGUACCUGGCUGCGUUGAUGGCCGCGUUUGUCUAUAGCUGCAUCGCGCUCACCAAUGUGUUGUGCCGCCCUCGCCGGGGCUGCUGCGGCCGCCAGAGGUUGUCUGCUCCAGAGUGCCUGAGAGACCCUACGCUGGGCGAGCAUUGCUUUCUAACCCUCAGGAGUUCCGGCCUGCGUUUGCACUAUGUCUCCGCUGGUCGUGGCAACGGGCCCCUCAUGCUAUUUCUGCAUGGCUUCCCAGAGAAUUGGUUCAGCUGGCGCUACCAGCUGCGAGAGUUCCAGAGCCGUUUCCAUGUAGUGGCUGUAGACAUGCGUGGUUAUAGCCCCUCUGAUGCUCCAAAGGAAGUGGAUUGUUACACGACUGACUUGCUGUUGGCUGACAUCAAGGAUAUCAUCCUAGGCCUGGGGUACUCCAAGUGCAUUCUCGUGAGCCACGACUGGGGGGCCGGCCUUGCCUGGGAAUUCUCCAUCUACUUCCCAUCCCUAGUGGAUCGGAUGGUUGUGGUCAGUGGACCUCCCAUGUCGGUGUUCCAAGAAUACGCAAUUCGCCACAUCAGCCAGUUAUUCUGCUCACACUACAUGUUCCUGUUCCAGCUUCCCUGGCUGCCGGAGAAGCUGUUGUCUCUGUCUGACUUCAGGUGCAGUGAGGGUUAA